Messenger RNA from Lonchura striata (white-rumped munia), 716 nucleotides. RefSeq names its product anterior gradient 3, protein disulphide isomerase family member (gene AGR3). Gene Ontology annotation, molecular function: dystroglycan binding. Gene Ontology annotation, cellular component: endoplasmic reticulum. The record is from RefSeq and is a predicted model, not a curated record. NCBI's taxonomy places the organism in Eukaryota, Metazoa, Chordata, Aves, Passeriformes, Estrildidae.
AAUGUGCUGCUGCUGCUACACAGAGACCUGGGCAGCUCAGGUGUUCUGUGCUUAAAUCACUGAUUUUAAACUAACAAAUUCCAGGAAAAGGACCUUCAGUCAGGAGAACUGGUCGCUGCUGUUUCCUUGCAUUGGAAGGGAAAUAAUGCUCCAUUCUACACUGGCCUUGUCCCUCCUGCUAAUUGCAGUCAAUUCCAACCUUGCAAUGGCAAUUAAAAAGGAAAAACGAGCACCACAGACACUGUCAAGAGGGUGGGGAGAUGAAAUUACCUGGGUACAAACUUAUGAAGAAGGGCUUUAUCAAGCAAAAAAAAGUAACAAGCCACUGAUGGUAAUUCAUCAUUUGGAAGACUGUCAAUACUGCCAAGCACUGAAGAAAGCUUUCGCAGAAAAUGAAGAAAUUCAGGAAAUGGCCCAAAAUAACUUCAUUAUGCUGAAUCUCAUGCAUGAAACCACAGAUAAAAACCUGUCACCUGAUGGACAAUACGUGCCUAGAAUCAUGUUUGUAGACCCAUCUCUCACGGUAAGAGCUGAUAUCACAGGAAGAUACUCCAACCGGCUUUACACUUACGAGCCACAGGACAUGAUGUUCCUAAUAGAGAACAUGAAGAAAGCACUACGCCUCAUUCAGACAGAACUGUAACCAGCAACAGUGAAAUGACCACAACCUCUAUGAGGUGAAGCUGCACCUCUCUGUUUCCACUUGCAAAUUGAAC